Molecule: messenger RNA, 1559 nt
Organism: Portunus trituberculatus (swimming crab)
Lineage: Eukaryota; Metazoa; Arthropoda; Malacostraca; Decapoda; Portunidae
Product: CDAN1-interacting nuclease 1-like
Exons: 8
Coding region: 114-965 (283 amino acids)
Source: RefSeq, a predicted model, not a curated record
AAACACAACAAUUUAAAGACCACCCUGGCUUGACAAGUGUUGCGAUUAACCACCUUGUCGCACCAUUAGCAGACCUGACCUAUUCCUUGCCUGACACGCACCACCAGGCCGCCAUGAAGCUGCAGCAAUACACCGAGAUACAGAAGACCAUCAAUGACAUCUACAGCAAUGGCGAGGGCAAUGUCGUGGUAGCGCUCAACAAGAAGUUCCCGGACAUCAAGAAGACAACCCUGGGCAGCAUCUGCACUCAGGAGAUUCAGCGCAAGGUGAAGAAAAGAUACCAUCGCCUCAACACACCAGAGAAGACACAGGAGAUAUUCAUGAGCUACACAACACAGGUGGAGGAUGGAGAGGCACCAGGGGUCCUAGUGAGGAUGGCACAGGAACUGGACUACAGCCCUGCCAUGUUGGCCAAGCUGGUUCUGGAACACCACCUCAAGACCACCUGCCCGGACGUCAACAUCAACAAGUCCCAGAUCAACAGUCUUCUGCGGGACACAACCUUGAUUGAUGACCGGGACCUGAGCUAUGAGGUGUACCUGUGUCUGUUGGAGGAUGAUGUGUAUGGACCAUUUGCAGACAGCAUAAAGCAUUCCAUUGGUCAAGAGUACGAGUUUCUACUUCGCCAAGAACUGGAUAAACUCAACAUUGUUUACCAUGAUGAGGAUGAACUGCGCUCCCGAGGCUACGACAAGACUCCCGACAUCAAGCUGGAUAUUCCCAUUGCGGUGGAUGGACAUGUCAUCAACUGGAUAGAAAGCAAGGCGUCUUUUGGGGACGAGGAGAGUCACCGCUCAUACCUCAAGGAUCAGUUUUGGAGUUACUGGAACAGGUUUGGCCCCGGGCUGGUCAUUUACUGGUUUGGCUUCAUAGAGGAGCUGGAUGAGCACCGCGAAAAAGGCAUCAUGCUCCGAGACUCCUUCCCAAACUCCAUCACCUUCAUGGAUCCCCUCUCCAUGAACUAACACUUCCAGCGAUCCGCACCUCCACCUUCACCUCAUCUACAUUCACUAUUCAUUCACAGCUACAUCUUUCUUCUCCAUCAUCAUAUUCAUCCUUUGGUAAGUCUGUUCCUCUGUCACUCACACCAUAUCAUUUGUCAGUCAUCUCAGAAAGCCUCGUUAUCCUAAUUUUUUUAGAAACUUUAGAAACUCCACUCAGGUUUCUUCACUCAUCUUUAUCCUCAUUUCCCCAGAUCUUCACUCACAUAUCAUUAGUCAGUCAUCUGUGAAAGCCUCAUCACCCUCAUUUUUUUUUAGAAAUUUUAGAAACUGAACUCAGAUUUCUUCAUCCUCAUUUCUCCAAGUCUUCUUCACUUCCUUCACUCACUAUCACUUCUGCCAUCACUCCCACUAACCCCUUCACUGUGACAUCCAUUUAGAAAGGGGGUUUGAAAUGGAAAUAAUGGGCAGUAAACUAAGCAGACCCACAGAAAAUGAUGGACAGUGUGAGCAAAUGUUAGUGGGUCAUCAAAACAGUGAGAGAAAAAGUUGAGGCUGAAAUCCAGAGAGAAAGGAAGAUAGAAACAGUGAGACAGUAAGUGAAGAUUAGAUGAAAGA